AUGACUAAAGCUCUCGGCUACGACGAGGAAGGCGGAGCCAGUGAUGACCACGACGGCUCGAGCUUGAUUUCGCGAGGAAGAGGAGAGGCGACGACAGUCACGGUUUUGAUGUGUUGCGAUGUGUUGUGUAAUCCGGAACUCUCUCAACAGGAUGAUGAGAUUGAGCUGGAUAUUGAUAGUCUUGACAUCCAGACGCUUUGGGAGCUUUAUAGUUUUGUGACUGGGUAUAAGGAGAGCUUGAGCAUUAAAAAGGAGGAGGAUCAGGGGUUUGGUUCAGAACGAGAUGCUGAAUCUGCUCACAACAUUAUCCAAGAACCGGCAACUGGCACCGAAAGAUCGAGAGUUACUGAAUCAGGGAAAGCUAUUCGCAUGUCUUCUUCUCCUGUUCGGCAAGAAAACAAGGCAGGUGGAUCAAGUAGUUAUAACAGUUCCAGCAGUGACUCAGGAUCUAGCUCUAGUGAUUCUGACAGUGACAGCUCCUCUGGACGUGGAUCAGAUACUGGUAAUUAG
Messenger RNA from Brassica napus (rape), 510 nucleotides. Its product is annotated as transcription factor GTE5, chloroplastic-like. NCBI's taxonomy places the organism in Eukaryota, Viridiplantae, Streptophyta, Magnoliopsida, Brassicales, Brassicaceae. The record is from RefSeq and is a predicted model, not a curated record. The transcript has 5 exons. Bases 1 to 510 code for a protein of 169 amino acids.